GUACAUCGGCUUCCAAAAAGGACGUAGCUUGCUGAGCUGGGAGGUAGCAAGUUAGCUUAGAAAAGAUGCUGUCAGUUUUAUCUAAUGUGCUGAGGACGUGUGCUCAAAAGAAUGGUGCUGCAGUGGUCGUGUCAGCAAGGGCAUACGCCGACUUCACAACUCAGGCUACCUUUGAAAUAAAGAAAUGCGACCUCCACAAACUGGAUGAGGGCCCGGCCACUCAGGUGGUGAUGACUCGGGAUGAGGGCCUGCAGUACUAUCGCACUAUGCAGACGAUGAGACGAAUGGAGCUGAAGGCCGAUCAGCUGUACAAGCAGAAGAUCAUCAGAGGCUUCUGUCACUUGUAUGACGGCCAGGAGGCCUGCGCUGUUGGUAUCGAAGCAGCGAUUAAUUUAUCCGACCACCUGAUUACGGCCUACCGCGCCCACGGGUACACUUUCACGAGGGGAGGCACUGUGAAGGAAAUCAUGGCUGAGCUCACGGGGCGAAGAGGUGGUAUUACAAAGGGCAAGGGAGGUUCCAUGCACAUGUACUCUAAACAUUUCUAUGGUGGAAAUGGCAUUGUUGGAGCACAGGUUCCAUUGGGUGCUGGCGUGGCUCUGGCUUGCAACUAUCUUGGCAACCAACAGUUAUGCGUCUGUCUUUAUGGUGAUGGUGCUGCCAAUCAGGGUCAAAUCUUUGAGACGUACAACAUGGCCGCACUUUGGAAGCUGCCCAUCAUCUUUGUUUGUGAAAACAACAGGUAUGGCAUGGGCACGUCAGUGGAGCGUGCAGCAGCCAGCACGGACUACUACAAGAGAGGCGACUACAUCCCUGGUCUCAGGGUGGAUGGGAUGGAUAUCCUGUGUGUUAGGGAAGCAACUCGGUUUGCAGCUGACAUGUGCCGAGCUGGGAAAGGUCCUGUUCUGAUGGAACUUCAGACGUACCGCUAUCACGGUCACAGUAUGAGUGAUCCUGGUGUCAGCUACCGCACACGCGAGGAGAUCAAGGAAGUGCGCAGUAAAAGCGACCCCAUCUCCUUGCUGAAGGACCGAAUGCUCAGCAACAACAUGGCCAGCGUGGAGGAGCUCAAGGAGAUUGACGUCGAAGUGAGGAAGGAAAUCGAAGACGCUGCCCAAUUUGCCACCACAGAUCCUGAACCGCCACUGGAAGAUCUGUGCAACCACAUAUUUCACAACGAUCCACCGCUGGAGGUGCGUGGCACCAACCCAUGGACCAAGCUGAAGUCUGUCAGUUAAAUAAUUUUUUUCACCUACUCCACUCUUAAUAUAAAAAUUACUCUUCUGCCCCAAAGCAAACUCUGUGAUAUGAUAGCUAUUAAAGUCACACCUUAGACUAACAACCUAAAGUCUCAGCAACUUGUUUUAGAUGCAGUGCGUAUUUUACACCUGGGGUUCUUAUAGUAAAAGUACAAGAUGUGGCUGCAGUCCUAUACAUUCAUUUACCAUUUAUUUGGCACUCAUAUUUAGAAAUGUUUGUAGGAAAAAGCAACCCGGCAAUAAACUUCAAGAGGAUUAUUCAGUUAAUCUGCCAUGAUUAUUUAUACAUAUUUGAUCACCUAGUACUUGGUUAGAGGUUAUAUAAAAUAUUGAAAUUCCCUCUCAGUUAAGUACUUGGGAGGCAUACUCUAGGUAAUCUCUGGGCCACAAAUGGCGGCAGUGUAAGACAAAUGUUGUCCAUUGUUUUAAUUUGUAUUGCCUGUCAGGUGUGUUCUUUCAAAAAUUAUGUUAUGCAAGUGUCACACUCCAUAACAGGCAGCUAAUAAACUGUGCUGACUCAGUCAUUAUGUCACAUUUAAAACAAAGUAGAAGUCAACGUCUUGUUCGUCUUUUCUCAAUAAUGUGAGAAGUAUUUUGCCAAAAAAAACAAAUGUAGAAUGUCCAUACCUGUUUUGAUUCAUCUUAAAAUGUUCAUCUGCCACUGAUAACUGUUACAUUGCGAGAAAGAUGAUGAUUCAAGGAAAUGUGGUCUUUUAUGAACAUGUAGUAAACUAUCUGAAAUCCUC
This is a messenger RNA of Phycodurus eques (leafy seadragon), 2005 nucleotides long. It is a transcript of the gene pdha1a, whose product is annotated as pyruvate dehydrogenase E1 subunit alpha 1a. Gene Ontology annotation, molecular function: pyruvate dehydrogenase (acetyl-transferring) activity. The record is from RefSeq and is a predicted model, not a curated record. Gene Ontology annotation, cellular component: intracellular membrane-bounded organelle. The transcript is spliced from 11 exons. Gene Ontology annotation, biological process: pyruvate decarboxylation to acetyl-CoA. Lineage: Eukaryota; Metazoa; Chordata; Actinopteri; Syngnathiformes; Syngnathidae. Bases 66 to 1238 code for a protein of 390 amino acids.